UGUGCUCACGAGUCGAUGUGAUUACGUGCUGCCUGCACUUCAAGUCAGCAAGCAAGGACCUUUAACAGCGACCUAGCUACACAGGCGAGCGAUUUGUAGAUUGUACCGACCCACAAUUCUUUGGCAGUUUAAGGACGCAACUUCCCUUUGUUACCUCGUAAUUUCUAAUCCUCCACGACUGCCUCCCCAAUGGGUAGCUGCGCUCGUAAGUGCUGAUCAGGCAAGGCUGCAACUUCAACUGCAUCACACGCGUGCCAACGCUGACCACCUCCAACCAUCGCUACAAGCCAUAUACUUACACGUGCACCUGCGCGGCGAUCGAUAGGCGGUACCAUUAACAGUUCUUUCGUUUUCCAUCAUCGUUAGCGUAUAUACGGUCACUCGCUCUGCAUGACUACAGCCAUCUACAUCGUCGCAUCCACCAGAAAGAGCCAUGGCUGCCGAACACGACCCAAACGAUGAUCUAUAUAGCUAUGACGGCUACGACAAGGCCACGUUUGGCUUUCUAAUUGAACCAGAUGUCCGACAGCCCAGGCAAGACUCAGGUGUAGAUAUCCAGAUGCCCGAGGCGAUACAUAACGAGGCGGUUGGAACACUCUUUGCAUCGCAAGCGGCAACGGAUAUCCCAUCGCAAGCAACCACGCAUAUUGCACCACGCCAGACGAUCAAUGCGGAGACCCAGACACAACACGGGUCGGAGUCCUCAGUCUUUGCAUGUUACGAUGCUAUAGCGGAGACAAAAAGAGGAGAUACCCAUCAUACCAUCUUUGAAUUGCGACGAUGGCUUGGAAGAUUCAAGUUGCCUCAGGCGGCACGCGCCGAUGACAAAGGAGACUUCACUGUCGAGAAUGAGGCAUCACAUCACCUCUUUCGGCAACGUUCGCUAAGCGCUCAGGCAGCGAAACUUGCUGCAUCGGAAUUUCCGCUACAGCGCUUAGCUGACGAUUCCAUCGAUGGUAACGAGUCGGCAACUCACAAGCCUGAGGACGACGACGCAGGCCCAUCUAUCAUGGAUGAGCGCUUGAACCUGCUGUUGUCGAUUGCAUUGCCACAAUCGCCAAUUGAAAGAACGUGCGAAUGGGAUGAGAGGCAGCGCGCACGAGAAGAAUACGACUCCAUCGAACGGGCACAUGCAAUUCGUCUCGAAGCCGAUCAGCGUUCGGCCCAGACUCGAGAGAGGAACCUGGAGAUCUCCGAAAACAACUGGAAAGAAGCAGAAGUAGAUCGCAAACGCGCCGAAAGCAGUUGGCCGAAUGGCAGCCUAGAAGCCUCUGUGGUCCAGGAAUUGGAGCACGGCGACGAGCUUGCUUCGCAGAUGUCAAGUAUGAUCAACUAUAUGGACUCGGGACUAUACAUCAUCCCUCGAAUGUGGGAUUUCACAGAUCCUACCCGUCGAACGCGCCUUUACAGCAACACAUACUCCUUCCUCAGAUAUAUGAUGCGCGAAAGGAAGGUGGUCUAUCUGCUCGGAACCCGUUUCGAGGACUUGCAACAGGGCAGAUCUAACCAGCCAGAAGCGGCGAUUACAGAAGAGAUGAAGACUCUGGAGAACGCCAUGGAGGUCCGAUGCAAUGCUGAAGUGGACUAUUUCAACCUCUUGUGCGACUUCCUGAACUGGGCUAUAGCUCACACAACUCUCGAGUUCCGAGACAUGACUAACGGUGGUCCUGAGCCCACGAGGCCAAAUGCUCUGACGAACGACAUCCCGAUCUCGGUAGUGGAGGACAUGAUUGAGGUAGAGGCGGAGCUAAUGAAGCGGUAUGAACGACUGCGAGAUCUGGAACAAGCGUACUUCCCGAAGCGCUUCAUAGUCGAUCCCUUACCCUCAGAACCUCCGCCAACUCAGACGAAACCUCAAUAUACGCCUAGAGGGCGACAGAUCCCGGUGCGACAGCAGAUGCCUCCGCAAGAUGACUCGGCGGAUGAAUAUGAUCUUGGAGAUGAAGCUCAGUUUGGCGAAAGGUUAACGCGAACGCUGCCUCGACCCUUCAGACCGCAAAAUACUCCGCUGUUGAGGGUGAUGCGGUUUGAUCCCCAUCCAGUUCCAACUUUAGACAAGAAGAUGACAGGAGAGCCAACUUCACCGGUGAAGCCUCCUGAAACAGACUACUUACGCCCACCUAAACAGAAACGAAAGCUGCCGCUGCGUAUGUUAAAUUACCCGCACACAAUAGAAGAAUACACGCCCGAGUCACUGUCUCCAUUCAAACCGUGGAAUCUUACAACUGCACGUGUACGUCACAAAUCUCAAACCGGAAUUGGCGUCAGCGAGCGUACUUUGAGAAGAUCAACCCUCCAGAAACAAUUCGUGUCCUUGGACCGAGUCAAACGCGAACGAGCACUUCGAGAGCCAUGGACCCCAGACAACAUCGACAGAGUUAUAGAGUGCAAUUGGCGGGAAGAUCUCAGAUACAUGCAACGAUGCCGAUCCUUGGCGGAAUAUAACAGUCUGUUUUUAAGUCUUCAACGCUGCACUGCCACAUGCUAAUUUUCCAUACCAGCAAUCCGAAAGUAUUGGCGGGUGGUGCGCGAGCUCUCGUCUCGCGCCGGAACGUACUGGGUUGCACCCACUCAUAUCGGACGCAGUCAA
Molecule: messenger RNA, 2590 nt
Organism: Didymella exigua CBS 183.55
Lineage: Eukaryota; Fungi; Ascomycota; Dothideomycetes; Pleosporales; Didymellaceae
Exons: 2
Coding region: 434-2488 (684 amino acids)
Source: RefSeq, a predicted model, not a curated record